Carassius gibelio (silver crucian carp) is the source of this 1295-nucleotide messenger RNA. RefSeq lists its product as uncharacterized. The transcript has 2 exons. The coding region runs from base 94 to 1002 and encodes 302 amino acids. The record is from RefSeq and is a predicted model, not a curated record. Lineage: Eukaryota; Metazoa; Chordata; Actinopteri; Cypriniformes; Cyprinidae.
GCUGCUCCAUCACACUCCUGAACACUAACAUGACACUCCUGGACACUAACAUGACACUCCUGAACACUAACAUCACACUCCUGAACCACUAACAUGACACUACUGAACACUAACAUGACACUCCUGAACACUAACAUCACACUCCUGAACACUAACAUCACACUCCUGAACACUAACAUGACACUACUGAACACUAACAUGACACUACUGAACACUAACAUGACACUCCUGAACACUAACAUGACACUCCUGAACACUAACAUCACACUCCUGAACACUAACAUGACACUCCUGAACACAAACAUGACACUCCUGAACACAAACAUCACACUCCUGAACACUAACAUGACACUCUUGAACACAAACAUGACACUCCUGAACACUAACAUGACACUCCUGAACACUAUCAUGACACUCCUGAACACUAUCAUGACACUCCUGAACACUAACAUCACACUCCUGAACACUAACAUCACACUCCUGAACACAAACAUGACACUCCUGAACACAAACAUGACACUCCUGAACACUAACAUGACACUCCUGAACACUAACAUGACACUCCUGAACACUAUCAUGACACUCCUGAACACUAUCAUGACACUCCUGAACACUAACAUCACACUCCUGAACAUUAACAUCACACUCCUGAACAUUAACAUCACACUCCUGAACACUAACAUGACACUCCUGAACACUAACAUGACACUCCUGAACACAAACAUGACACUCCUGAACACUAACAUGACACUCCUGAACACUAACAUGACACUCCUGAACACAAACAUGACACUCCUGAACACUAACAUGACACUCCUGAACACUAACAUGACACUCCUGAACACUAACAUGACACUCCUGAACAUUAACAUCACACUCCUGAACACUAACAUGACACCCCUGAACACUAACAUUACACUCCUUCACCUUUUCUCCUCUUCUCCAGCUUGUUUCCUAAUCCAGUUGUCUUUUGAAACUAUUGUUAAAUCUUGGACAAAUUGAUUUUGGUCCUUUUUGCUGAGUGAUAAGUUAUUUUUGUAAGUUGUAAAUCUGGGCAGAGUCAGAUUUUGGCCAGUGAGGUGUGAGUGUGGGCGGAGUCUGACUUUGACCAGUGAGUGUGGGCGGAGUCUGACUUUGACCAGUGAGGUGUGAAUGUGGGCGGAGCUAAGGCAGCCACCUCUUGCUGUGUUUUCCAGCGGUCUGUCUCACUCAGUGAUGGAGGACAUGCAGAUCAUCCAGCAGGAGUCUCCAGCUCCGAGCUCCUCCAGCAGGAGAGUGUAUGAGGAGGACGAGGA